This is a messenger RNA of Nematostella vectensis (starlet sea anemone), 1791 nucleotides long. Its product is annotated as forkhead box protein D3-B. The record is from RefSeq and is a predicted model, not a curated record. Bases 368 to 1195 code for a protein of 275 amino acids. Gene Ontology annotation, biological process: anatomical structure morphogenesis; cell differentiation; regulation of transcription by RNA polymerase II. NCBI's taxonomy places the organism in Eukaryota, Metazoa, Cnidaria, Anthozoa, Actiniaria, Edwardsiidae. The transcript has a single exon. Gene Ontology annotation, molecular function: DNA-binding transcription factor activity, RNA polymerase II-specific; RNA polymerase II cis-regulatory region sequence-specific DNA binding.
UCAGGGAAGAUAGAAAGGCGAUAGGGGGGUUCUCGUAGCACGGUUUUACACCUUGCCUUGUAGUCACUAUAGCUUAUUCCAUCCAAUUUCACACCUUAGAAAGAUCCGGUGCAUUUUACAUGAGCCAAUAGGCGCAUCCUUGGACCUGUAGUUUGUGAACUAGUGCACUUCUGGGCUGGGCUUUGUUGCCUUUUCAAUAGCGCCACCUUAUCCAUCAAUAGUGUCUCCUGUUAAUUGUUAUUGGUCAAGAGGAGUUUAUAACGUGUGACAACCGCUGUGUGGCCAGUUCACUGAAACAGACAGGGAGAACAGGCCACUUCGUCAGUCAUUUUAAUCCGUUUAAGUGAAGUCUGGGGUGUUCUUAAAAAUGGGCGAGACAUCUACUAAAACCAAACUUGACAGCGGAGAGGGCUUCCAGAAAACACAGGAGGGUUUGACUAAUGAGAAAAGAAGGAAGUCGCGACACAGCCGGAAGGACGGCAAACCGCCCUACUCGUACAUUGCUCUCAUAGCAAUGGCGAUAGUUGAGGCCCCGGACAAGAGGCGUACACUCAGUGAAAUUGUUGAGUUCAUAAAGCGGCGGUUUAGCUAUUACCGAGGCGACUGCCCGAUCAAGGGAUGGCAGAAUUCCAUCAGACAUAACCUCUCGCUGAAUGACUGUUUCAUUAAGACAUGGAGAGACCCCACAAACCCCAGCAAGGGGCAUCUAUGGACAUUGCACCCCAACAGCGUGGAUAUGUUUGAAGGUGGGAGCUUCAUGAGGAGAAAAACUCGCUUCAAGAGAAACCACCAAAGACAGGAUACUACGCAAAGUGGACGAGUAGAGACCGCAGUAAAGAGAGAACCCCGGGAACCCAGCCCUAUUUCAUUGCCGGAGUCAAGCUAUGCGGAUAGAACUCCGGUGGCGUUUAGUCACAGUAUAUCGCCUUACAAUCCCAGGCUACCUAUUGUUCACCCGACUCUCCUCGCGCCAAGGCCUAUCAGGGUUUCGCCCGCGAUGCCAACUUUUAUUACAGUAGACAGGUCGUACUCUUAUCGGAACACUUCUCUGUGCUCGCCAGAGUUUACCCCAAGAAUGGCUUUGGAGAGUUUUCGAUGGCAUCCGUACGGAGGUCGUCCUUUUCAAGCGAGUGCGAUGGAGCCGUCGCCGACGCGUUGUUUUCAGUGUACAGGGUGUAGCUGCGACAUUUGCUGAGUGUAAAAUAUCGGGCAAAUCGGUUAAAUUUAAUUUUCUAACACAGACACAUACAAACCAAGUUAACGGUUGGCCAAUUGACCGACCUUCACAUGAAAAGGUUUGAAAACUAACAAUUGCGUAGCAAAGGACUAUAAAAACAAUGCACCGAAAAUGGAUAUUACUUAUAAUGGUACUAGACACCAAAGAUGGGGCUAUAUAGUAGUACAAGGCAUCCUGUUGCAAUAAAUCCAUCGUUGCUAUAAAAAUUGAGUGAAAGCGAGAAGCACAAUAAGAAGACCAACUUGAACUGCCACUUGGCCCCCGAGGCGAAAAGUUAUAAAAACAAUCUGACGUCUAAAAACACCGGCACAAACACUAAGAUAACUAGAGGUUUAGAUAGUGUAGUCAAGAAUUGUAACAAGAUAUAAUGUCAAAAGAAGAGUUUUUGGUUUGUUAGUCAAAAACCGACAAUUCUUGUAUUACUCGAGUACCCUUUAGAGUUUUUCUUUUCGGUGACAAAGUACUCGACCAAUGUUUAUUUUUCUUGUUCUAAGUGAAGUGCGAAGUAUUAAGUCCUUAAUAAAGUGACCCCUAGCACGUUGAGCUUAACUCUC